Clonostachys rhizophaga is the source of this 318-nucleotide messenger RNA. Lineage: Eukaryota; Fungi; Ascomycota; Sordariomycetes; Hypocreales; Bionectriaceae. The record is from the annotation of a GenBank genome assembly.
AUGAAGUUCUCCCUCGUCGCUAUUGCCUUCGCCGCCCUCGCGAGCGCCCAGAGCCGCUCUGACAUCCCUGAGUGUGCCCUCAGCUGUCUGGACGAUGUUGUCAAGUCCAAGACCAACUGCUCCACCGACGACUUUGCCUGCAUCUGCAAGAACGGCGAGGCGUUCAAGGGCGACGCAGCCUCUUGUGUCAUCAAGAAGUGUGGUGCCGAAACUGCUCUCAAACAGGUCAUGCCCGCCGUCCAGAAGCUCUGUGCCGCCGUCGGCGCUUCCCCCAGCAGCUCAGCUACCUCUCGCUCCAAGCGAUCAUACCAUGCCUAA